Molecule: messenger RNA, 2550 nt
Organism: Malassezia restricta
Lineage: Eukaryota; Fungi; Basidiomycota; Malasseziomycetes; Malasseziales; Malasseziaceae
Product: U3 small nucleolar RNA-associated protein 13
Exons: 1
Coding region: 1-2550 (849 amino acids)
Biological process (GO): endonucleolytic cleavage to generate mature 5'-end of SSU-rRNA from (SSU-rRNA, 5.8S rRNA, LSU-rRNA); endonucleolytic cleavage in 5'-ETS of tricistronic rRNA transcript (SSU-rRNA, 5.8S rRNA, LSU-rRNA)
Cellular component (GO): small-subunit processome; nucleolus; 90S preribosome
Molecular function (GO): U3 snoRNA binding; protein binding
Source: RefSeq, a predicted model, not a curated record
AUGACGACGACUGGCGGAAGCAGCCGGGGACGCCUUCGUACGUCGUUUGCCAAGAGCGAAGCGCUCGACCCAUUUUAUUCGGGCGGCGCUGUCGCUGUGACGUCUGAUGCGGCAUGGAUCGCCGCGACGUUUGGAACGGACGUACACAUGGUCGAGGCACGUACCUCGCGCAUUUUGCACAAGAUCGCCGGAGAUGGCGAGGAUAUACAGAGCCUCACGCUGAGUAACGAUGAUACGUACCUUGUGACGGCCUCCCGCUCCUUAGCGCUGCACUUCUAUGUUCUGCCUGGCAUGGAGCAUGUGCGCACGAUUUCCAAGGCCCACGAGGCGCCUGUAGCCCUGAUGGCCGUGGAUCCGACCUCGAGUCUGCUGGCGACAGGGAGCGCCGAUGGCUCUGUGAAGAUCUGGGACAUGCGGGGCGGAUACUGUACACACGUGUUCCGGGGCCAUGGCGGCGUGAUUAGUGCGUUGUGCUGGCAUGUCGAGAGCCCUUCGAAGGCAGGACGCCGCGUGCAGCUCUUCACCGGCUGCGUCGAUGGCAAAGUGCGCGUAUGGGACUUGCAUGGCCACAAGAAGGCGAUGCAUGCCAAGCCAUCGGCCGUGCUCAAUGCGCAUGCCGGCGUUGUGCGUGGCAUUAGUCUCUCGUCGGAUGGACAGACACUCGUGAGUGGUGCUCGAGACCAGACACUUGUGUUUUGGGACGCACGCGAUGGACAUUGGCAUCGCCGCGAGAUUCAAUUGGCGCAUGAGCGCAUCGAGGCGCUGCAUUUCCUGCCGGAUGUACCGUACUUCAUUACGGCUGGCUCUCGAGGCGCACUUCGAGUGUGGGAUACCCAGGGACGGGUGGUGAGUGAGCAAACGGUCGAGCGAGUCGAUGAGGACGACGAAGAUGAGCUGCGCGGCCUGGUGGAUGCGGUCCUUGCUUCGAAUACGAUCGUGACUGUCUCCGCCACGCAGGACCUGGCCUUUUUCGUGUGGGACGGACAGCUGGUUCAGACGCGCCAAUUGGUGGGCUACAAUGACGAAAUCGUGGACUUGGCGCUCGUACAGACACACUAUCUCGCUGUGGCAUCGAAUAACAGCCAGCUGCGCAUCUACAGGCUCGAUACCCAGGACCGUGACCACGACGUGGCGCUUGUGGAUGGACAUUCCGACAUGGUACUGAGCAUCGACACCAAUGGUGAAUGGCUCGUAUCCGGCUCCAAGGACCACACAGCCCGAAUUUGGGCGCGUGUGCACGACGGACGCCAUGGAUGGGUCUGUCUUGGUGUAUGUGAAGGGCAUGCAGAAAGCGUCGGAUGCGUCGUCUUUUCGAAGAAGGAAGAUGCGCCCUUUGUCAUCACAGCCAGUCAGGACCGGACUGUCAAGUUGUGGGAUCUCUCUGUACUGACCAACGACAGCCGGAACGUCAAGCUGUCGUCCUUACUGACCCUGAAAAUCCACGACAAGGACAUCAAUUCUAUCGAUAUCGCGCCUAAUAAUGCGCUUCUUGUGUCGGGCUCGCAGGACCGCACAGCCAAAGUAUUCCGUCUACAUUACGUGCCGCCACGCAAGAAUGCCAAGCCUACAGCCUCCCUUGAGCUGCUAUCUACAUGUCGCGGCCACAAGCGCGGCGUAUGGUCCGUCCAGUUCUCUCCAGCUGAGCAGGCCUUUGCCACGGCGUCGAGUGAUCAGACCGUUCGCAUGUGGAGUCUCAAGGACUUUACCUGUGUGCGGGUCUUUGAGGGCCAUACGGGCAGUGUGCUGCGGCUGCGAUACACGCCCAGCGGUACACAGAUUGUGUCGUCAGGUAACGAUGGGCUCAUCAAGAUCUGGAAUGUGCGCGACGAGGAGUGUGCGGUGACGAUCGAUGCGCACGAAGACAAGAUUUGGACGCUGGUCGUGCGGGAUGAAACGCCCACGACGCCGCUCCAGAUUGUGAGUGGUGCCGCGGACAGCACAAUGGCCGUCUGGAACGACACCACCGAGGUCGUCGAGGCCGAGCAGGCUGCUGCAGCCAAGGAUGCCGUCGAGCGUGAGCAGGCCUUUACGAAUCUCGUGCUGCUUCAGGACUACCGCAGUGCGAUAGCACUGGCCUUCCAAAUGAAUCAGCCGCGCCGGCUACUGCAACUGUUUGCCCAGGUAGCAGCAUCGCGACCGGAAGAGGAUGCGAUCGCAUCGAUGGAGCGUCUGUUCCAAGAUGCACUAGGCACCGCGGACGCCCAAAGCGGCAGCAUCACGGGCCUCGCGACCGUCGAUGAUAUCUUGCGCGACUUGCCGCGGAGUCAGUUGGCGCAGCUCCUCGUAUAUGUGCGCGACUGGAACACGUCUGCACGCACAUCUCCGAUCGCACAGCUGGUCCUGCAUGCGAUCGUGCGACAAUGGGAUGCCGAAUCGAUUCUCGAUGCGAUAGAAGACGCGCGUGCGUCGCUCCAGGUAUCGGCCGUCGCCCUGCUGGAGGGCCUCGUUCCGUACACAGAGCGCCACUAUGCGCGUGUGGACCGCAUGCUCGUCGAAAGUGCCAUGCUCGAGUACACGUUGCAGGCCAUGGAUACUAUCAUAGGCGAAUAA